AUGUCAGUUAAGUUGGCGAUGCCAUUUAAUUUGCUGCUUUGCAAUUCCAUGGCUGCUACAAUAAUCAGGAUACCCCAAUAUGUUCAAAGGUGCAGCUCUGGCAGUCGUCUGCAUGUUUCUGUUCAUCGCUGCUGCUCUUCCUCAUUCCAUUGGCUCCAUCGCCUCCCAGGGCGUGGUCUUGUAGGUAUUGGAAUUGGACUGGCAUCUGCAGCCGUCCCUGUCUACAUUGCUGAGUGCUGCCCGGGGGCUGUUCGUGCCACACUAGUGACAGUCAACAUCGCCAUGGUCACAGGAGGUCAGUUUGUGGCCUAUCUCUUGGACUACAUGUUUACGUUUGUGCCUGGGACCUGGCGCUGGAUGCUAGGCAUGGCGGCAGUGCCGGCAGUUGUGCAAAUGGUAGGCCUGCUUGCCUUGCUGCCAGAAUCACCACGGUGGCUGAUAAGCAGGGGACGUCUAAGGGAGGGGAGGACGGUCUUGAAGACGCUCAUGCCUACCAAGGAGGCUGAGGCUGUGGAGCACGAAGUUGAGGAGGAGGUUGAAAAGACUGCCAAUGGCAACACACUCAUGAAGAUGGUCUCCAGACCAGAAGUCCGGGAAGAGCUUGUUGUUGUCCCCGACUGUGGUUGA
Molecule: messenger RNA, 627 nt
Organism: Ostreobium quekettii
Lineage: Eukaryota; Viridiplantae; Chlorophyta; Ulvophyceae; Bryopsidales; Ostreobiaceae
Source: the annotation of a GenBank genome assembly